Molecule: messenger RNA, 1536 nt
Organism: Chenopodium quinoa (quinoa)
Lineage: Eukaryota; Viridiplantae; Streptophyta; Magnoliopsida; Caryophyllales; Amaranthaceae
Exons: 4
Coding region: 1-1536 (511 amino acids)
Source: RefSeq, a predicted model, not a curated record
AUGGGUUUGUUUGGCCUCUUGGAAACGAAUGUUAAAGUGCAGAAGUUUGGGAAGGUGUUUGAGAAUUUUGGUCAGGACUGGUCUGUUAUUACAAACCACUCUUUUCAUAAGGCUGGUAGAAUUUGGAUUGUAUGGUUUCCUAGCAUGUUUACUAUCUCUAGUUGUAUAAUGGAUGCCCAAUUUAUCCAUGUACAUGUGGCUCAUAAUGCUUUGAGGAAGCAAUUUUGGUUGACAAUGGUCUAUGGCUUGAAUACUGCAAGAGAGAGAGAGGCCUUGUGGCAACAGAUUGCUCAGAUUGCCCCUCCUGGUGAUGAUCCUUGGAUCCUAUGUGGAGACUUUAAUAAUAUCCUUAAUCUUGAGGAUAGGAUUGCGUCUCAAUGUACUCUAGCUGAAGUGGAGCAAUUUAGGCAUUGUUUGAGAAGUAAUAAUCUCACUGAUUUCAAUGGUCUUAUGGACCAUACUCCAUGUUGUAUGAGACUGGAUGGUAAAGCUGGGAAUGUAAGGAAACCUUUCAGGUUUUUUAAUAUGCGGACAGGUGCAAUUUUUUUAGGAAUUGUUAAAGAUGCUUGGGAUGUACCUGUUCAGGGGACUUCUACGUUCAGGGUAGUUCAAAAACUGAAGGCUAUUAAACAAAAGAUGAGGCUCUUGAAUCUGAGCCAUUUUUCUUGUGUUGAAGGUAAGGAUAUUGCUGCUGAAAAGGCUUUGUGUGAUAUCCAGAAGAAGCUCAACUCUGACCUUACAAAUGAUGAAUUGUUGAAACAAGAGCAUGAGACUAGAUUGGCUUACAAUGAGGCCCAUACAGGUAGAUAUCUUUUCCUCAAACAGAAGGCAAAGGAUGGGGUGCUUGUGACUGAUCCUGAUAAGAUUGCAGGUUCUUUUAUCUCUUAUUAUAAGGGAUUUCUUGGUACUGAUGCUGGAAAGGCUAGACAGAUCCACAUGUCUGUUAUUCAUGAGGGUCCUGUGCUUACUGAGGCUCAGAGAGCUAAUAUUUGUAGACCCUUCACAAAAGGUGAUGUUAAGAAUGUUAUGAAUACUACAUCUCUGACUUUGAUUCCUAAAGUUGCUAAUGUUGUUACUAUGACCCAGUUUUGGCCUAUUGCUUGUUGCAAUGUGAUAUAUAAGAUCCUGUCAAAAUUGUUGUGCUCCAGACUCAAGGAGGUUCUGCAUGGAAUUAUCAGUGAGGAACAGGGUGCCUUUGUUUCUGGCAGGGCUAUUCUUGACAAUAUUAUGUUGUGUCAAGAUCUUCUGAAGGAUUAUAAGUAUCAAAGGAAGCCUCCUAGGUGUACAAUCAAAGUGGAUAUCAGGAAAGCUUAUGUCACUAUCAAAUGGCCUUUCAUUGAAAGAAUGCUUACUGCUCUUGGUUUUCCUAGUAAGUUUGUAAAUUGGAUUAUGGCUUGUGUUUCUUCCCCUUCUUUCUCUCUUAUGAUCAAUGGAGGAAUUCAUGGUUUAUUUAAGGGAGCUAGGGGAAUCAGACAAGGAGACCCCCUUCUCCCUUACUGUUUGUGGUGUGCAUGGAAUAUCUCACUAGACUUUUGA